AAAGGCAGGACCCUUAGGGUGAAGGGUGGGCUUGGAACCCCCGCCAAGGGACUCGAGGGUCUGUGCCUGCAAUUUGCAGUUAAUGAUGCUGUCCGCUCUCCUCCAAAGGGCAGCCCGCCUGCCCUCUCAUCAGACUACAUCCUGUGUUAGAUUUUAUCAACGCAGUCAGCACUGCCCCCCUUCACCACCGGCGUCCCCAAUGGAAUCCCAGGGUCAGGAAUGCGCAGCAGGCAGUCGGCACAGCAGCAAGCGCACCUCGGGCCAUAUAAAGCAGGGAGAACCCAGGGGCCAUGUCUCCUGGACGAGGACCCAGAGCAGCUCUGCCCAGCCCAGCCCCGGAGCCCAGCGAUCCACCAGCCAGCCCUCCUGGGAGCAGUCCCAGCCACACGAUGGUACGGCCUUACCCCCUGGUCUACCUCCUCUUCCUGCCGCUGGGCACCUGCUUUCCUCUACUGGACAGAAGAGAGCCCACAAACAACACGGGUGGCCUCGGAGCCGGAGAAUGCUGGGCUGACCUGGCCACGGGGCCCCGACCCCACUCUGUAUGGGGCUCCUCUCGGUGGCUGAGAGCUUCACAGCCACAGGCCCUGCUUGUCAUAGCCAGGGGGCUGCAGACUUCGGGCAGAGAGCAUGCUGGCUGCAGAUUCCGCUUCGGGAGGCAGGACGAAGGCAGUGAGGCCACCGGCUUCCUCCCUGCUGCGGGGGAGAAGGCCAGCGGCCCGUUACGGAACCUGGCUGAGGAGCUCAAUGGUUACAGCAGGAAGAAAGGCGGCUUCAGCUUCCGCUUCGGUCGGCGGUGAAGGGCCAGACGCCUUGGAAGGAUUUGCUUCUUGGACUCACCCCCAUUGUCUUCACUCCUGCCUUCUCCCCCAGUCUCAAAGACCACGACACCCAGAUGAUGUAGGCAUGGUUACGAUCAAUGAUCCACGGUAGGACAGGUUAGGUGUGUGCUUACUUUUGAUUUCCAACUGCUGAAGCAAAAAACUAGGCAGUGUCAAAAAGGAGGCUGUCUUGGAGCCUCGGUCGUCCCAGCCUCUCUCUUCCCCUGGGGCUCUGACUCCGAGCAGCCCCCAGGCCCCAGCAGCACGGAGCUGAGGCUGUGGCUGGGCCAUGAGUGUGAAUAGCAGAGCGAGGCAGCAGGCUGAGUGCUUAUAGUUGGGUAAUCAAAGUUGUGACAGUCUCUAUAGAGACGACUGCGGGUGACAUCAGAGUGCAAAUGAGUGCAUUCCACUGGGUACAGAGGAUAGUUCUGAAAGUUAAAAAUGGGAAAAAAGAACCCGAUCCCCUUCUCCAUGCUAUGAGCACAAGAUCCCCCUGGCAAGAAGCCCCUGCUGUGGUUUGCCUCUCCCUCUGACCGCAGCCCUUCUCCGCGGCCCAGUGUUAGCCUGGCCAGGAGUCUCCUGGGAGAUGCAUUGGGAAGGAAUCCGUUUUUGCUAUAGCAAGGUUGCAUUUCACAUGUUCAAAAUCAGAGUAUGUCGUGUGUACCUUUUCAAAUAAAAGUUGUGACAACUGCAAAACCAUACUGGAAUGCUGGCUUCUCCCAUAGUCUGAGUUCUGGGUGCCUUGCCUUUAGGGAGAUGGAGCUCCUGUUGACUGGACCCAAACACCCCUCCUCUAGAUCCCCGUAACUGGCAGUCGGUCAAAGGGGCUGAGGAACACAGUACAUGUGCUUUUCACUUCCACUCGGCUGCUCCUUCCCAGGUUUCCUAAGAGCAAGGAACAUUCGGAAAACAACUCCUCUGCCCCGGGGAGAGCCCACGCUCAGCCGGGAGUGGCUGCAGGCCUGGGGCCAGGCAAAGCAUCCAUUUCAAACGUGCCUUUGGUGUCUCCUGCAUCCCAUCCCGUGUCAGAGGCGGCGGUCGGAUGCUGCUCACUACUGGGCUGGCUUCCGCUGCUGAGAUGAGAACUUACAUUGAUGUUACUAUGGCAACCCCUCCCCUCCUCCUCUAGAGCUGCAGCUUGCCCCUGUUCACAAUUGAAUAAUUUCCCAUUGAGCUGUCACAAUUAAUUGGUGGAUUUUUAUUAGCCUUUUAGAACCACACUGGGCUGGGCCCAGCUUGGCACCUUGGAGUAUUUCACAGUGUUUUCCAUGCUAUUAGUGACUUAUACUCCUCAGUAGCAGCUCUCAAUCCUUGGCAGCCAGAAAGCCACUUCAUUAAGGGGUGACAGAUCUGAGCCACAAAGAACCAACCUGACUGGGGAGCAGAAUGGGUGCUGAGAUGGGAGAGAACACUGGAGUCAGAACAUCACCCAGUAUGAAAGCAGCCGCCUUCUCCAGGAGCUCCUCACCGCUUCCCCACCGCUUCCCACACAGAAACUAGCCCCCCAGGCUUGGUGCAUGUGCCCUGAGUCUUAGGGCUGCUGUGAUGGGGACAAGACAAUGAUUCCUGAGGCUGGUGGGGGUCGGGGGGGGCACAUUGUUCUCUUGGGCUCUGCCACUGUCUGAGGACGGAGCGGUUCAGGAUGCCUCCUGCAAAGGGAUGUCAUCACCGCUUGCUAACACGACACUGAUGGGGACGGACACAUCCCCGGGGUCCUUGCUGUAAGGAUGGCCCUGGCACAGGGUGAACGGACAGAUUCAUUCACCGCAGGUGUGCUCACGCACCCCAUUCUGCUUGGCUCAAGGGAGGGGGAGCCACUAAGCUAGAUCUAUCCCUCCCUUGGCUCAUUCACGCAAAGCAGCCAGAGAUGUGCUCGCCAGAGACCGGGUGAAACACAGCAGGCUGAAGGCAAAGGGACGCCCUGACGCAAGGUCCCCUGGCCACUCGUCACUUGCCAACUUCUGCACCCUGAGCAAGGAGCCACCCACGGCCAGUACUUUAUAGAGAACACCAAGGCUGAGCCAUCCUGCACUUUCCACAGGCUCUUUGGGGAUGCACUGGCUGGUUGUUAAUUUAGCAGGAUUAGAUUAACCUUGAUGGAGAAACCUGAGAUAAAGAACACGGGGGUGGGGGAUGCCUUCAAAGCAGUGGAUAUGCUGUCAUUAUGCUUUUAUCAUUUUAAAAAACCCAACAAAGCUAUUCUUUCCAGUUUGCUUGUACACUUGAGCUCAAUAGCCCUGAAAAUCCGAACAAUCAAGCUGCUAAGGGCACUGCUGUCAAAUCAACUCCCGCUGGGCUUGGCUAAGCCUCCUCUUUAAUCCCGUGCCCCUCUGCCAAGCCCACCGUGUCUGUCAAGGUCUUUGGGCCUCUCAUGCCACCCCAGCGCCCCCUCGGCCCUCGGAGGGGCUCUCUCCUCCACAGGUAAGAUUACCCCUCUCCAGGAGGGUGAAGGUGAGACUCCAGAAAACAUUUAUUUUGGAAUCAGAGAGAUGAAGCUCCCCUGAGCGGUGCUGGCUCACUCCGCCUGGCCCGGCAGUUCCAACUCCUCCAGCCCAGAGCACUUGCAAGCUGCCAGCAUCUGCUCGUUACAUUUAUCCAAGACACAAGGCGGUCUUCAUCUUGGUGUGUAGAUCUAAAGGUAUUUAGCUAUCAAGAUGAAUGGAAAAUAUUUGUCUUUUCCUGUAUGUUUGAAAUAUUAAUAAAAAUAUUUAAGAAAA
Molecule: messenger RNA, 3538 nt
Organism: Pongo pygmaeus (Bornean orangutan)
Lineage: Eukaryota; Metazoa; Chordata; Mammalia; Primates; Hominidae
Gene: QRFP
Product: pyroglutamylated RFamide peptide
Exons: 2
Coding region: 291-800 (169 amino acids)
Biological process (GO): neuropeptide signaling pathway; behavior
Molecular function (GO): neuropeptide hormone activity; orexigenic neuropeptide QRFP receptor binding
Source: RefSeq, a predicted model, not a curated record